Helicoverpa armigera (cotton bollworm) is the source of this 600-nucleotide messenger RNA. RefSeq lists its product as uncharacterized. Gene Ontology annotation, molecular function: odorant binding. The record is from RefSeq and is a predicted model, not a curated record. NCBI's taxonomy places the organism in Eukaryota, Metazoa, Arthropoda, Insecta, Lepidoptera, Noctuidae. The coding region runs from base 79 to 522 and encodes 147 amino acids. The transcript is spliced from 5 exons.
AUAGGCGUCGGACCCCGAAUAGUGGCAUACACACUUGAAGCUUCGAAGGAUCAACAGUACAAAGUCUAACAGUACAACAUGUCUAAGUUCACUUGCUUGCUUCUGUGCGUCGUGGCUGUCAGCUUGAGCAAAGUUCACGCUACUGAAGAAGAGAAGGAGGCUAUCCGUGAGGCAGUGAGGCCCAUUAUGCAAGCAUGCGGUAAGGAGCACGGAGUUACCCUGGAUGACUUGAAGGCCGCUAAGGCUGCACACAGCGCUGACGGCAUCAAGCCCUGCUUCCAGAGCUGUGUCUACAAGAAAGCUGGCAUUUUCAACGACAACGGUGAAUACGACAUCGUCAACGCUAAGACCAAGCUUCAGAAAUUCGUGACUAAUGAUGAGGAGUACGCCAGGAUUGCUGCCGUUGGCAAGACAUGCGCUUCAGUCAAUGACAAGGCUGUGAGCGAUGGCACCGCUGGGUGCGACAGGGCCGCACUUUUGACAGCUUGCUUCUUGGAGCACAGGGCUGAGAUCAUCAUCUAAAUGCCUCAGCGAGAUAACUACCACGCAGCCAUCAAUCUCUGUUCCUAUGUAUUAAGUUCAAUAAAUCCGUUUUAAUUU